AUGAGCGUGUGUUAUGUUUGUAUGUAUGCGUCAGCCUCUAACGAUACCAAUAUAGCUUGCACCUUUAAACCUCCCGCGAUACUAUGCAAACGAGGAAAGAGUACAGAUGACGUAUGUAAGCAAGGAGAUCUUAUUCCAUUGGUGAUUUGCAACGUAGGCUUUAGUGAACAUGUGUGCGUGUGUGUUGGUAUGCCAGUCGCCUCUAGGCGCGCAAUAGAUGGGGGUGGGCUGCCCAAGAGGAUGGGGUAUAAAGGAAAACCAUUUACAUUUGAGCGAUUCGUCCAAUUUAAAAUUCCUACAAGAUAG
This is a messenger RNA of Danaus chrysippus (African queen), 306 nucleotides long. Lineage: Eukaryota; Metazoa; Arthropoda; Insecta; Lepidoptera; Nymphalidae. The record is from the annotation of a GenBank genome assembly.